AUGGUAUUAAUUGAAGACAUUGUAGUGAACAAUAUUGUAAUGUCAUUCAAAUUGAAUGAUAAAUUAGACCGUGUCAAGGUGAAGGAGAGUUUUCCAUCUGUUGAUUAUCCAAAGCGUUUUUCUGGUGGAAUAUUAAAGUUGGAUGGUGGUUGUUUAUUGAUAUUUAAUUCUGGAAAGAUUAAUGUUACUGGUGUUAAAAGCUACGAGGCAGCAUUUAAUUUAAUUGAGAAAUUUUGUGACAUUUACCCAGAUAAUUUAUAUAAAACUGAAGCAAAAGUAGUGAAUAUUGUGGCCCAUUCAAGGUUAAUUACGAAUUUCAUUUAUAGUAGACUUGAUUCAUUCCCAUAUUGUUCUUACGGACCAGAGUUAUUUCCUGGAGUUCAUGUUAAAGUGGACAAUUCAAACGUAAUAUUUAUAAUAUUUAAAAGAACUGGACGAGUUACUGUGACGGGAAUUCGUGAUAUAAUUGAAUUAAAUAAAUACUUUGAUCUAUUCAAACGGAUAUAUAAAAGGUAA
This is a messenger RNA of Panonychus citri (citrus red mite), 516 nucleotides long. RefSeq names its product TATA-box-binding protein 2-like. Gene Ontology annotation, molecular function: general transcription initiation factor activity; DNA binding. NCBI's taxonomy places the organism in Eukaryota, Metazoa, Arthropoda, Arachnida, Trombidiformes, Tetranychidae. Gene Ontology annotation, biological process: DNA-templated transcription initiation. The transcript has a single exon. The record is from RefSeq and is a predicted model, not a curated record. The coding region runs from base 1 to 516 and encodes 171 amino acids.